ACUUGCCCGCUGGUAGAGCUCCCCCGGCCCCGUGGAUGACAAAAGGUGGCGAAAGUAAUUACCUGCACCGGGUUCUGAUGUUGAAUGGUGCACCUGGAAUAAUUAGAGGACCAGCGGAUAUCAUAACCCUUCUCGUCGUUCACGUUGAGAUGAUUAUACCGGUGGAAUUAUGUUUCAAACAUUUCAGGUUUGUUUAGGGUGCACUCCGCUCGAGACAAUGAUGUCAUAGCGUGGACUCUUCAAGGAUUGACAAGCAAAAUUCAAGCGUUUCACUAUACCGGUAGGUGAACCUAGUUAAUUUUUGUUGAUCAAUUUUAUCAAUUAUCGUGGCUAGUUUUAGAAAAAAAAAAAAAAAAAAAAAAAACAACAAAAAACUAGUCAAAAGCAAAUUCAAGGGAAAUUUAAAAAAUUUUUUUUUCUAACGCAAAUCGUAUCCAAAACCUGCAGCUUAUUUUAAAGCUUGCGGUGUAAAUUUAGGUUAUAUAUUCAAGACUACAAGGCAAGUGCAGGUUCGAUUUUUUUAAGUCAUACAAUUUAAAUGUCGGUUAGACUUUUAAGGCUUACAAUGUAAAAGUGGGUUUGACAUAUUGACGCUUACGUUGAAAAAAAUGUAAGUUGGACUUUUAAGCCUUAAACUGUACUCGAAUAAAUUACCCCAGGCAAACGCAGUUUUAAAAGGAUUUUCAGAUGUAUGUUAUUGUUAUUUUUUUAAAUGUCAUGUACAUACUUUACAAUAGAUGUUUUGUUAUUUCACUUUUUUUUUUUUAAAGAAUAUAAAAUUCUUAGCCAAACUAUAAUAAUCUAAAAGAGUUGUGCGCCCUAAUUUAAAGCUGGUGGGCGCCAUGAAAUGUAAAUUAAGAGUUGAUUGUGCCCUGAAAAGUUACAGCUUGGACAAAUGUUGCGUUAAUCCAGUGAACAUUUCUGUCGUUAUUUCCUUUUUAAAUAUUCUGACCUCAGUGGCGAGUUAAGGUGGUCACUUGGAAUUUUGAUUCAGCGAAACGUCACCAGGUGUGUGAAUGUGUGAGCUGUGUGUGUCUUUGUGCACGUGCGCUUGUGUGCGCAUGUGUUUAAGUGUAUGUGUACGUGUAUGCAUCCGUGCGCUUGUGUAUGCGUGUGUUCGCGCGUGUUUAAAGAGUGUGAGCGGCGAGCGUGUACGUGUGUGCGUGUUUGUCUAUGUGCGUACGUAAGUGUAUGUGUGCAUAGAUGUCUUAAGUAGUGUCGAGGUGGAAGUAAGGUAAGAAUAGAACGGGGGAGGGGGGGUUACCCCCCCCCCCCCCCGCUCCCCAACCACCUUACUAUCAGCUGUCACAUCAUUACCCUUCUUAGUCCACUUGUACCGCUAAGUGAGUGAAGGUAUGUGCGCGUGUGUGUCUGGAGGUGUGUUCGUGUGUAGCUUUUUUUUAUUUGUUUAGGUGUGUGAAGGUGUGUGUCACCGACACUGCAAAAUUAUAAUGCUACAAAAUGUUAUUGUUUUAACAUAGUUGAAAUGAACGUAAAGUAACGCUUCAAUUUAUUUUGCCUUUGAUUUUAUUUCUAAAAGGAAAAUAAAAAUAUUCUUUAAAAGACAAAAUUUGGGCCAAAUGAAAUAACCGUUAAAGCUAGAUCAUCGUCGAAUAUCAUUAUUGAGAAGAAAUCUCUUUCACGGACUAAUCAGCGGUUCUCAACCUGUGGGUCAUGACCCUUUAGGGUGGAAUGGUCCUUACACAGGGGUCACGCUAAGUCCAUCGAUAAACACAUAUUUAUGAAUUAGCAACGCAAGUAAUUUUAUAGCUAGGAGUCACCACAACAUGAGGUACUGUAUUCAAAGGGUCGCGGCAUUAUGAAGGUUGAGAGUCACCGGACUAAAUAGAAAGAAAUCCCCCCCCCCAACCCUUAAAUGUCAUGGCUUCGUUACAUUCCUAUUGAAUAUCAUUUGGUUACAAAAUAGUCAUGUCGAAAGAAUCAUGGUUUUAUGAAACAAAACAAAAAAUUGCUUGCGUUAGCACUAGAUAUUUCAAUAGGGGCUCAUUAUGAAGUGGUAUGCCAACGAUCACAGGCAAGGUAUGGAAAUAAAAAAAAAAAACAUUUUACAGCUGAGACGCUGAUAUUAAAUUCUGAAAGUCAUUGUACAAGAUGUACUGACCUUUGAUUGUGUAAUUUUUAUUUGUAGCUAGCGUUGAAUGUAACAGAACCAGUUGUGCUUACACCUGAUUAGCUGACACGUUCAUGUAAUUAGAAACGUAUCACUAAUGAGUUGCUCUAUGUGUAUGAGUUGCUCUAUGUGUAUGAGUUGCUCUAUGUGUAUGAGUUGCUCUAUGCGUAUGAGUUGCUUGCGACGGCCGAUCAUCACGUGAAACUGUAUGCAGAUUUCUUUACGGAGUUCAAAGUAUUUGAUCAUCAUUAAAAGAUCCAGAAAUUGUAUGUCACGAUGACUCAAACAUAUGUUGUGAAAUGUUGAUGUGAUACUCACUGAUGACCCGGUACUCACUGAUGACCCGGUACUCACUGAUGACCCGGUACUCACUGAUGACCCGGUACUCACUGAUGACCCGGUACUCACUGAUGACCCGGUACUCACUGAUGACCCGGUUGGUUCUCACUGAUGACUCGGUACUCACUGAUGACUCGGUACUCAAUGAUGACUCGGUACUCACUGAUGACCCGGUACUCAAUGAUGACCCGGUACUUACUGAUGACCCGGUACUUACUGAUGACCCGGUACUCACUGAUGACCCGGUACUCACUGAUGACCCGGUACUCACUGAUGAUCCGGUACUCACUGUUGACAUGGUACUCACUGUUGACCCGGUACUCACUGAUGACCCGGUACUCAAUGAUGACCCGGUACUUACUGAUGACCCGGUACUCACUGAUGACCCGGUACUCACUGAUGACCCGGUACUCACUGAUGACCCGGUACUCAAUGAUGACCCAGUACUCACUGAUGACCUGGUACUCACUGAUGACCCGGUACUCAAUGAUGACCCGGUACUCACUGAUGACCCGGUACUCACUGAUGACCCGGUACUCAAUGAUGACCCGGUACUCAAUGAUGACCCGGUAGUCACUGAUGACCCGGUACUCACUGAUGACCCGGUACUCAAUGAUGACCCGGUACUCAAUGAUGACCCGGUACUCACUGAUGACCCGGUACUCACUGAUGACCCGGUACUCACUGAUGACCCGGUACUCAAUGAUGACCCGGUACUCACUGAUGACCCGGUCAACGGCUACGGUUAUAAUGUAUCAGCGCUGGAUUUAAAGGCCGUUGGCUUUCUCAAAAAUGUUUAAUUUAACUUUAAAUUUGUGCAGAGUAAAUGAAGGUAAACUAAAUGCACAAGUUUUUACUUUUCAGAAAUGAUGUCAGUGGAAUAGAAAUGUGUCCAGGUAAUUGACCAGGCUAUAAGAUAAAAAACAAAAUUUGAUGUGGGGGGGGGGAGGGGAGGGAUGGUCUGUCUUCCAAUGAACGGAGACAGUUGAUCUCAGGGUUACUUAAGACUCUAAUAAAAGAAGUCUCAUAACCACUUAUACCAGCUUAGGUUGCCAUAAAAUAUGUGCGAACCAACCUAGUCUCACAACCACUUAUACCAGCUUAGGCUGCCGUAAAACCUGUCCGAACCAGGCUAGUCUCAUAAAUACUUUCAUCAGCUUAUAAUGCCAUAAAACAUGUCCGAACGAGGCUAGUCUAACAACCCCUUCCAGCAUUCCAUCAGCUUACGUAGACACGAAACCUGUCCCAGAGAUAUUCGUCCACUUUUUACCCACGACCCGGGGAAUCAAUACUUGCAUCAAUCCAUCUCACAGUGGGAUAUGAUCAGGUGUAAGGAAAGGUGAAUAGAGCUGGCAGGAGGGGAGUUUCUGUUUCAACAACAUUUUCUGUCGAGACUUAAGCUUACUAAUGUCCGUGCUUUUUUUCUUUGUUCGUUUGGAGAAUUUCAUGGGAGAACUGAUCAAGAUCGCAUAAAUAAAAGUUCACCUAUCGUGACAAAUAUCUCACUACGUUAUAAGUUGAACUAUCGUGACUAUGUUACUGUGUUAAAAGUUGAACUAUCGUGACAAAUGUGUCACUACGUUAUAAGUUGACCUAUCGUGACUUAUAUGUUACAACGCUUACAGCACUAACUAACGGGUAACGACAGUUGAGAGAACCUAUCGUGUCCGUUGAAACUGUGCAAGUCUGAAAUUUGAGAGAAGAAGCGUUGCAGAGGAGAACGUUGAAUGCUGGAUGAUGAAGUUUGCGAUUCCAUUGACCUUUAAGUGAUCCCAAGUUGAGCACAAAACUAAAUAGCGCUAAUUUUUAAAUAAUUAUGUAUCUAUAUAUGUAUUACCGGUAUGCACAUAGCUUUGGGUGGGGUAGAACCAUGGGCGCCCGCAGAAAACUUUCUGGGUGGGGGGCAAAAAAAAUCGAUUAACUUUCCAGGGGGGGGGCAAAAUUUUUUUAGUAAUGUUUUAAUAUAGUUUUAAUUUACUGUAGCGUAUUUGUAUGGUGAACGAACGGACAGGACAUCAGCUUAGUUACUUUAUCUUUAUUUUCUCUUUACUUUAAUAAAUUUUUUGUCUAUUUUUGUCUAAAAUUUGUUUAUCCAAUCAAUCCAGGGGGGAAGGGGCAAUUGCCCCCCUUGCCCCUACCUGCGGGCGCCCCUGGGUAUAACAUAUGAUUUCUAUCCUCACGGGAUAUUGGUAGAUAUGACGUAAUUUGGGGGUGGGGCGAUCUCUUUCAUGGUAUGGGCCACGCAAUGUCCGUGACGUAAAACUGUUUAAAAAAAUAUUUCUUUUACACAUUCACACAGCAAUUUAAAAAAAAAAUAUAUAUUUCCUUACGCAUUAAACUAAUAUUUUUCUGCAAAUAAUAAGUUGAUAAUAACCCACGUCUCAACAAUCUGUUAUGCAUCAUUUUGAAUAUCCAGUUUUUAAGGUUGUGUCAUUCUUACCUCAGCAUUUCCCCUUCUUUGUCUGGAGUUGUUUACAAUAUGGGCUAGUUAUCAUUUCGAUCUAAAUGUCUAGCUGCUGUGUAGUUUGUUGUUUGUUUUUUUUAACUUAAAUCCCGUAGUUUUUAAUGCUAUUGAAAUCACUCCUCACCAAAAAAAUAAAAAAAUAAGGUCACCCACAUCACGCCGUUAGGAAUGUCUGUAUGAACAGUAACAGAUGGAGUGUGAAAAAUGGGUUGUGUUACAGAUAAAAGCGUUUGGAUAUGAUGUUACGCUUUAAGUGUAGGCUGUGGGGGGAGAUGAAAUCAAUGUUGGAUGUUACAGUGAAGAAGGUAAAUGUUGCCGAUAAAAAAACUGCACCGAUUAUGAAUGUAAAUGAUGUGUAACUUUUAUUCUAGGAUAUAUUUAAAUGAGCGAACUAAGCAAUUUCGUUUUGAAUUCAUCAUUUUUUAAAUAUUUUUUUUUUUUUACAAAUUGAUCACCACCUGAAAUAAUGAUAUAUUUGACAGCGAUCAUGCUGACCAAGCACAUAUUCUACUCACUAUGUGGAAUUACAGACAUAAAUUCUAUGUGUAAACAACUAGAGUGAAAAUUUAUUUCAUUCUAUUUUACAAAACUACACUUUAUGUGUAUACACAUCUUUUGGGUUUUAAAUCCGUGAAUGCGUGGAGAAGAUUCUGACGAUAUUCGUGCCUCUAUGAAAUCAGAUUAUCGGGUGUUUAUUUUAAACAUAUUUAUGAAAUGUAUAACUUGUAUUGUUUAACAAAAUAAAACACAUACGUAAGGGCUUAACUAACACGGGAUUUGGUGCGUCACGUAGCAUAUGAGUCGAUGCAUGUGGUUGGGUAGAUAACGUAACACUUAUAUUUGGAGCAUAACAUUAAGUGGCAUAUAAUAAAACAUAGAUGGCAGGUUCUGAAAAUGGUAAUGCUAUAACCAGUGGGAAUUAGGGAAAGUAAGGUAAGUCGUGCCAAAACAAGGGCGUCAGUAAAUCACUGGCUGGUGAGUGUCGUAUGUGUCAUGUGUGUCUUGUGUGUCGUAUGGCAUAUGAUGUAAAUAACCGCCUGAAUAUGAUUGUGUUGAGCAGCAAGGAGGGGAAAACCAGAAACACCAAAUAAAAAACCCUACAUACUUCAUGCCUCGCUAUCAAAUAGAAGUGUCUCAUUACAAAUUUAAAAGUCUACCUCGUGUGUCGUUCUUUUACCACCAACAUUGAAUAGGUCUAUUUGCUGAAUAAGAAAAAAAAUAUCAAAAUGGUAAUGAAGGGGAGAGAGUGCAUUCAGGUUAGAAAAAACGAAAUGAGUAUCUACAUUUCAGCUAAGUGUUAUUUUUUUUAUAUUUAACUCUGUUUUUACGGUUUGUUUGUUCGCUGAUGAAGGCUUCGUAUCGAAACGUUCGUUAUUUUGCUGCGUCCUUCCCACCCCACCCCACCCCACCCCCCAGGUUUUCCCAUACUUUGUUUCGCUCAUUUCCUUAAAAAAAAUAAAAAUAUUACGAUAGAAAAUAAUCAGGUAGAAACCCUGUUCUCGAAAACAUCAUAAAAAAAUGGUUUUGUUUCUAUUACGUUGUUAAGUCCUGUCAUUCGGAUAAAUUAACAAGUAAAAAAAACUAUCAUCGAAUUCACCUGUUGUUGUUUUUAAACUUGAUGGGAACCAAGUCGACGACAUGUUUUGCAGCUGUAACGCAAAGGACCGUUCAAUUGUGAUGGGUUCCUGUACGCACAUUACCGGGAAGACCCAAAAGCUCUCCCAACAGGGUCUCCCAGAUGUUUGCGUAAACAUGUUUUUCCAAGUUUCAAGAGCUCAAUGCCAGAACAUCUCGUUUUCAUGCAGAACAUUUAUUGCUAACUUGGUCAAAUAUCACAGAAGACUAUUAGGAUUCAAAGAGGGUAAAAGCAUCUUUAUUUCUUAAAGGCCCUUCAAAUAAAUGGAAUUAGGACUAAUUUUUUAAAGUUUCUAGCUUAUUUUCUUCAUGAAAAGUUAGAAAAAUAAUAUCCCCACCGAUAUCAUUUUACCAAAAGCCCAGUUACUUAUUAAAAUUUAUGUAAGAAAACAAAUGAUGCAGCCUCAAUACAAGUAUCUUUUUUUAAGAAUGGCUGGAAAUAGUCUAGCUGCAAGGAAGGAAGCAACAGGUGAUUGGGACGAACAUAAGGAUGUUUUGGAGAGGAAAAGAAUUCGGCAACGAAAACAAUGACAUUAGGUGGGAAGUAAACAUGGCUGAUGAUGAUGAUGCUUAGAUCAUCAUAUUUUGGAGGGACUGUGCUGGAGACGGGACUUUAUCAACACCGACAGUAAAUCUUGAUCUCACAUCCAUCCAAGCAAAAAUUAUUUUGUCUUACAAUGCUUGUGAACACGUUUCAAACCCAUAGGUUGCCAUGGCCCAUUCCAGGCAGUGUCGCAGUUGUAUGCGUCAUUAUACCUCAUGUAUAGUCUUGCUUCUAACAUGUUCGUUUAUUUAUGCCAAUAGUAUUUGAAAUUUGAAAAUUAAAAUCCUUUGAAAAUUUUCCCUUCUACUUUACAACAACUUAAGUGUCACUUUGUGCACUGUAAUUACAGACGUUAGCCAAAGUGGCGCCUACUACAGAUCUGGAAGUGUUCAAAAUUAAUUUUUAGAAUUUGUUUUAAAAGUAAAACUGAUUCUUGGCACUGUUUAUCACAGAGCUGACUGGUCUCACUGACAUCAGCUGCACUUAUGAAACUGAGAUUUGUAUACAGAACCUUGCGUAGUUUUGGGCACUUCUUAAUAGUUGGACAGUUCUUAAUCGUUGGACAGUUCUUAAUAGUUGGACAGUUCUUCAUCGCUGGAAUGUUCUUUAUCGUUGGACCCUUCUUAAUCGUUGGGCUUUUCUUAAUCGCUUGACAGUUCUUAAUCGUGGGAAAGUUCUGUAAACAUAAUCCAGAGUUAGCAUACGUCAUACUGUCUUUUCAACAGCUGAUCGGAAACUGUCUGCUACAUCUUACCACAAUUCCAAUGGUUAUUGUGAGUGUAGGUGAUAACAUUGUCAGUUAGUCAGUGUACACAUGCCGUGACGAGUUGGUCAGUGUACUCAUUGGGUGACCAGUUGGCCAGUGUACUCAUGCGGUGACCAGUUGGCCAGUGUACUCAUGCGGUGAUCAGUUGGCCAUUGUACACAUUGGGUACCAGUUGGCCAGUGUACUCAUGCGGUGACCGGUUGGCCAGUGUACUCAUGCAGUGACCAGUUGGCCAGUGUACUCAUGCGGUGAUCAGUUGGCCAUUGUACACAUUGGGUACCAGUUGGCCAGUAUACUCAUGCGGUGACUGGUUGGCCAGUGUACUCAUGCAGUCACCAGCUGGCCAGUGUACUCAUGCUGUGACCAGCUGGCCAGUGUACACAUGGGGUAUCAGUUGGCCAGUGUACUCAUGCGGUGACCGGUUGGCCAGUAUACUCAUGAAGUGACCAGUUGGCCAGUGUACUCAUGCGGUGACCGGUAGGCCAGUGUACUCAUGCAGUGACCAGCUGGCCAGUGUAAUCAUGCGGUGAUCAGUUGGCCAUUGUACACAUUGGGUACCAGUUGGCCAGUAUACUCAUGCAGUGACUGGUUGGCCAGUGUACUCAUGCAGUCACCAGCUGGCCAGUGUACUCAUGCUGUGACCAGCUGGCCAGUGUACACAUGGGGUAUCAGUAGGCCAGUGUACUCAUGCGGUGACCAGUUGGCCAGUGUACUCAUGCGGUGAUCAGUUGGCCAUUGUACUCAUGCAGUGACCAGCUGGUCAGUGUACACAUGGGGUAACCAGUUGGUCAGUGUACUUAUUGGGUGACUAGUUGGCCAGUGUACACAUCGGGUGACAGUUGGUCAGUGUACACAUGGGAUGACCAGUUGCUCAGUGUACUCAUGGGAUGAACAGCUGGUCAUUGUACUCAUGAAGUGACCAGUUGGUCAGUGUAUUUAUGAAGUGACCAUUUUGUUGCUGUUCUCAUGCGGUGACCAGUUGUUAAGUGUACUCAUGGGAUGACCAGUUGGUCAGUGUAUUCAUGGAGUGACCAGUUUGCCAGUGUACACUUGCCUUGAACAGUUGGUCAGUGUACACAUGGAAUGACCAGUUGGUCAGUGUAUUUAUGCGGUGACCAGUUGGCAGUGUACACAUGGGAUGAAAAGUUGGUCAAUGUACACAAGGGAUGACCAGUUGAUGAGUGUACUCCUGCGAUGACCAGUUGGUCUGUGUACUCAUACGGUGGCUAGUUGGUAAGUGUACACAUGCGGUGACCAAUUGGUCAGUGUACUCAUGGGGUGACCAGUAGGUAAGUUUACACAUGGGUUGACCGGUUGCUCAGUGUACUCAUAGGGGUGAACAGCUGGUCAUUAUACUCAUGGGAUGACCAGUUGGUCAGUGUAUUCAUGGAGUGACCAGUUUGCCAGUGUACACUUGCCUUGAACAGUUGGUCAGUGUACACAUGGAAUGACCAGUUGGUCAGUGUAUUUAUGCGGUGACCAGUUGGCAGUGUACACAUGGGAUGAAAAGUUGGUCAAUGUACACAAGGGAUGACCAGUUGAUGAGUGUACUCCUGCGAUGACCAGUUGGUCUGUGUACUCAUACGGUGGCUAGUUGGUAAGUGUACACAUGCGGUGACCAAUUGGUCAGUGUACUCAUGGGGUGACCAGUAGGUAAGUUUACACAUGGGUUGACCGGUUGCUCAGUGUACUCAUAGGGGUGAACAGCUGGUCAUUAUACUCAUGGAGUGACCAGUUGGUCAGUGUAUUUAUAAGGUUACCAUUUUGACUGUUUACUCAUGCAUUGACCAGUUGUUAAGUGUACUCAUGAGGUGAGCUGUUUUUAGUGCACGCAUGGGUUGACCAGUUGUUCAGUGUACUCAUGCGACGAUCAGUGGGCCAGUGUACUCAUGCGGUGAUCAGUUGGCCAGUGUAUUCAUGCGCUAUAUUUUCCUUUUUACAUUUUAUCUACCUAAUCUCUUGGUGAGUUUUGAUGUCUUAAGAUUUAAAAAAAAGUCAUUUCAGCCAUCUAAACAAGUUAAAGUUCUUAAGUUAUAAACUAACUAUAACUAAAGCGAUGUAAGCCUGAAUUCAUCGAAUGGUUUGUAAACUUACCUUUAAAUAAAGCUAGAGUUUCUUCAGAGGCUCCUUGCUGCGCCCCUCUUAACUUUCUGCACCACGAGCAACUUGCUCGUCUCAGAGGAGCUCUGCUUGAUUCAAAUCUCAUGAGUCUGUGGCCAGUGAUUUCCCAUGCGGCCCCAAGGAAAAAAUUGUUUUUUGAACUUCAAUGUACGUUCUCUAAAAAAAAAAAUGUUCUUUUUUAAAAUGAUUUAUGCAUAAAUGUGAUGAAGAUUAUUGUAAUUUGUAAACUGCUGUAUGCAUACUUUAUUUUCUUCAUUCGUUAGAUGCAAAUCUUGAGCCCACACAAUGAAAUUAUUAUUUUUACAAGUGGUUCAUAAAACAGAUCUUAACAACCCGUGUUCACCGCACCCACGCAAAAAAAAAAAAAAAAUAGUUUCCUUAGCUCUCUAGUUUUAGUUGCCUUAAAAAAAAAAAUUCCGCUACGAGACGGAAGCACCGUGAUGGCUACUUUUAAAGAAUGCUGUUGUCUUUAUUUGUUCUGCUUUUGUCUCACUGGCAAAGUCACAAUAAUGGAGUCUAUAUUUGUCUUGUCUUGGGGAUUAUCUGAAGAAAUUCUUUCAAAAAUUCAUAGCCUGUGAGUGGCAUUAAAGUUUAGAUAAGCCCCCAUGCUGUACAGUCUUAAGUUAUUGGUCUGACUCGACUAAAUUCGUAUCUGAACACCUAAAAUUAUUCUUAGAUCUCGAUCAGUGCUCUAUUGAAAUGCAAUAAAUGUCCCAUCUCUAUAAGGCUUCUAGUAACAUCAAGGAAAUGUCCCAUGUCUAUAAGGCUUCUACUAAUAUCUAAGUAUGUUCCAUCUCUAUAAGGCUUCAACUAACAUCUAGGUAAUGUCACAUCUCUAUAAGGCUUCUACUAACAUCUAGUUAUGUCCCAUCUCUAUAAGGCUUCAACUAACACCUAGGUAUGUCCCAUCUCUAUAAGGCCUCUAAUAACAUCUAGGUAAUGUCCCAUCUCUAUAAGGACUCUACUAACAUCUAGGUAAUGUCCCAUCUCUAUAAGGCCUCUACUAACAUCUAGGUAUGUCCCAUCUCUAUAAAGCCUCUACUAACAUCUAGGUAAUGUCCGAUCUCUAUAAGGCUUCUACUAACAUCUAGAUAAUGUCCCAUCUCUAUAAGGCUUCAACUAACAUCUAUGUAAUGUCCCAUCUCUAUAAGGCUUCAAUUAGCAUCUAUGUAUGUCCCAUCUAAAUCUGUUGAGCCUUUAGACACGCGGUUCAUUCCACGCGCCAGUGUUUUUUGCACUGAUUUAUCCUAUUUUAAAUAUCUUUAAAUAAACAAUUUAGUGCCAGUAAUCUCUGCCUGUGACUGAGAUUGAGGGAUGUUGAUAUUUUACCGCACUAUAAGACACAGGAAAUUAAGUUGUAAUAGCUAAGCAAAGUUGCAUUUUCAUCUUUUUUUAAUGAAUUAUACAAUUUAAUAAUCGUGCGCGGCUUCCAAUAUCACGGAAGCCAAUAUCACGGAGCCAAUAUCACGGUCAGCCAAUAUGACGGACAGCCAAUAUGACGGACAGCCAAUAUGACGGACAGCCAAUAUGACGGACAGCCACUAUCACGGACAGCCAAUAUCACGGACAGCCAAUAUGACGGACAGCCACUAUCACGGACAGCCAAUAUCAUGGACAAUCUAUAUUAAAGACAACCAAUAUCACACACAACCAAUAUCCUAUAGAUUUAAAAGAUUAAAUCAAUCAUUUUUAAAAACCUACUACCAUUGAAACUGGGUCAAGAUCAUACAUCUUUUGGAACAAGGAACGUAUGCGCCAUUUCAAAAAUACAAACUUCGUUAGGAUUCAACUGUCAAUUUUAUUAUCAUUUUCUUUUUCACAUUUUCUUGGAACACUUAUUAUUUUUUCCAAGCAAAUGAAAUUAAAAAGUCCUUGUCUCUGGAAGGGAAUAUUAAUAUUGAAAAUGGUUGGCAUGAUCAUACGUACAAGAUACAAUUUUCCGUGAAUAUUAAAACAGCAAAUCUUACUGCUCGUGGGUUUUUGUUUUUGUUUAACACAAAGGGACACAAAAUCAUACCCUACUGAGGCAAAAGAAGAGUGAUAAAGUGUUCAGAAAAGAAAUCUCCUUGUAAUCUCUUUCUUAACCAUAUAAUUGUAUGACAAUAAGGAUAAAAUAUUCAGAUCUGAUUUUAUAAAUUUGUUUAGCGCUAGUCGUCUACACUCACAUGUCCCCCUUCAUACUGUCCCCCUUCAUACUGUCCCCCUUCAUACUGUCCCCCUUCAUACUGUCCCCCUUCAAACUGUCCCCCUUCAUACUGUCCCCGCUAAUUUACGCCCCCAAUUUUUGUCAGUGUCAUGCAUUUACACAUUUUACAAUUUUUCCAUACUUUUCAGAUGCACGAUUGAUUCCAGCGCCAUGAAUAAUCAAACAGUUUACGAUGUUACCACGGAAACACAUCCUGGGCUCUCACCACCAAAUGUCACAUUUAUUUGGAACACAUCCUCAGAACAAGUCGUCUCUUUCACCACAGUGCCACCGUUGGACAACAGCGCCACCUGGCAGUCCACCGGCGCAGACAGCCUGCCCGACCUGCCCUUUGGCAAUCACAGCCAAGUGUCCAUCAUGCCGAACACCUUCGGACUUGCCGCCUCACUGCCUAGCAUCAUUUGUCUCGCGUGUCUUUUCUUCACCAUCGUCGUCGUCGGAAUCAUCGGGAACUGUCUGGUCAUAGUCGUCAUCCUGACCGACCUGAAGAUGCGUCAGUCGGUGACCAACCUGCUCAUCAUCAACCUGGCCUUGGCGGACCUCAUCAUUAUGAUUUUCGGAGUACCUGAGAUCGCCAUGUUCAUGAUGAACCGUGGAUGGAUGCUGGGAUCUUUGGCCUGCCGUAUAAACAGGUUCAUCCUAGUUGUGGCCCUUUACUCUUCAGUUAUUUCUCUUGUUGUGUUGUGUAUAGAAAGGUAAGUGUCAGUUUGUUACGGCGGGGAAACAGGGGUGUGAGGGAGGGGGGGGGGGAUAAAAAAAAGAAAAAUUUUACUCUUCAGUUAUUUCUCUUGUUGUGUUGUGUAUAGAAAGGUAAGUGUCAGUUUGUUACGGCGGGGAAACAGGGGUGUGAGGGAGGGGGGGGGGAUACAAAUAAGAAAAAUCUGAAUAUGUUACUGAAUCUGACAUGCAUCAAAUAUACAUUUCUCCAGACAGCCAUACCCUACUCCAGUGUUUCCCAAAGUGUGGUACGCGUACCCCUGGGCAAUGUUUACCUUUAAGCUGCGGGGCUGCGCGGCCGCGCAACUAUCUCACAGACGCCGCGCAGCAGUUUUGAGUAUCCGCGCAGAAAAUUUCUAUGCAAGUGUGUAUUCUUAUUUGUGGGCUGUAAAAUGUUGCACACAAAAAAAUCGAUGAUGUAAAACUUUGCACACAACUGUAUGAUUUUGCACACGAACCUGCAAAACUUAGAGGGAACAUUGCCCCUGGGGAUACGGGAAGAGUUUGGUCCGGGCUGCAAACGAAAAAAAAUGUUAUUAAUGUAUAUAUAAUUUUAAUUUUAACAAGGGAGUUACUGGGUGUUACGCAAAUUAUUGACAGGGGUACAUGGAUCUCGAACAAUUGGGAAACACUGUGAGAUAAUAGAAUUUGAGCAGAAUACGUUCAAUUCCUUCUACGACUCUCAAUCUUUUAUAACGACAGUGGCAAGUAAUGACGUCUUUCAAACCAUACAUGUAUGAUACAGAAGCAUCUAGAAAACAGUUUUAAUAGAUUUAUAACACGUGACAAUUCUGCUCUUGGUCUGAAACUAAACUUCUCAUUGGCUUACUCGACCAAAGACCUCAUGAGGGUACCCGAGCAACGACCUCAUGAGGGUACUCUAGCGAAGACCUCAUGAGGGUACUCUAGCAAAGACCUCAUGAGGGUACUCUAGCAAAGACCUCAUGAGGGUACUCGAGGAAGUCCAGAGAGCUUCUCAUAUUCAUAUUUUUUACGUUAACUUUUAUGUUUCCUUUCAAGAAACCUGAAUUUAUUUUUUUUUUAGUUUGUUAAGAAAACAAAUAUGUUUUCAUCAUCCACGACAAACGAUGGAAUCAGAAGAGUGUUGCAAUAAAAAAAUCUAGACACAUUCCUUUCAUUGACAAUGCUUUUUUCUCUCUAUUAAACCUGCCAAAACCGUACCUGUUAGUCUUUAGCCAUAUGUACUUCAUAUUUCCCCACUCCUCUUUAAUUUAGAUUAAAUUAUCUCAAAUGUGUGCACAUUUUUGCAAUUAAAAAAAUGUAAAAAUUAUAUGGCGUAAAAAAGUUUGAUUGGUUGUUGAGCAUGCUCUGAAUUUUCUGACAUCUGCAUUUCAUUUUUUUUCCAUUCAUUUUUUAUGUGAAUUUCCCAAUUCCAUUAUCUCGUUUUGGAAUGUUCGAGGCCGAAUUAAGCGAUUCUCAGUUUUUUCUAAUGAAGACCAAUGACAGUCAAAGUAGAUUUGUGGUGGCUCUUACUACCUCUAAACGUGGCCCAGUGUCUGUGAUGUUUACUACCUCUCAACCUGGUUCCUAUCUGUGGUGGCUCUUACUGCCCUUCAACCUGACCCACUAUGUGUGGUUUUUACUAACUCUCACACUUGCCCUCUAUCUGUGGUGUUUACUAACUCUCAACCUGGCGUAUUGUCGGUGGUGCUUACUAUUCAUCAACCUGGCCCACUACAUGUGGUGUUUACUAACUCUCAACCUGGCCCUCUAUAUGUGGUGCUAACUAACUCUCAACCUGGCCUACUGUCGGUGGUGCUUACUAUUCCUCAACCUGGCCCACUACAUUUGGUGCUUACUACCUCUCAAACUUGCCCUCUAUCUGUGGUGCUUACUAACUCUAAAUCUGGCACACGAUCGUUGGCGUUUACUAACUAUUUUUCAACCCUGCCACAAACGGUGCUGCUGACUUCCACUCAACCUGGCCACAAACCGUGCUUCUGACUGUGGUGAUCUGACUUAAUAUUUAUUAGUGAGGGGUAUCUCUCGUAUGAGAUCUCCUCUUGGCACUCUUUCUAGGGAUUAGUUAUUUAUAAACAAAUAACCAUGAAGAUAUAAUAACCUAUCUAUAUACAUAUAGUAUAGACUGAAACGAAGUCUUUGUUAAGGAGAAAACAAAUACAAGUAUUUAUUGAAUAAUAAUAUGUACAAAUUCCUCCGUAAUACACUCUUGGUGAUUAAUAUAUACACAUCUAAUGGAUUUCAUCCAAUCAGAAAAGUAUAUCAAUGCUAAAACAAUUGUCCCUAACAUGCUGACGGUAUCAUCAUUAUAAAUGCUAUACUGCUCAAGGUUCUAUGUUCAAUCUUUGUGGACUUAGCUUUUAUAGUUCCACUGAGGAUCUCGGUGGAUCACACAGUGUGGGAGCUCCUUAUGUUCCAGAAUCAUGUCCCUGUUCCGGUCCUCGGAGCCGUUCCAAGCGUAAUGAAGUCGGAAUUCCCCGGUCGUAGAUUCCGUGGGAUCUUUGCGAUGGAGAAGAUGACUCUCCAGCGAUAAAUCGUGGUAGUAAGAAUCCUUGGAUCUCGAAGUCCUUCUAGAAGCUGUCAGAUAGUUUGGUGUAGGGCGUAAAUCAAUCCCCUAGUUCCAGCUUCAAGGUGUGUCGGUCUAGUAAUAGAAACCAGGCUAAAGGCAAAUGAUACAAAAAAUGGAUAAGUAUCCAAGCGUAUAGUCAUAAGCUGAUAUGUCCCGUUCCAACCGCAACUAAUUCAGAUCAAUGUAUGGAAGGGACAUAGCUGGUACAAAUAUAUCCAAUUUUUGUUGGUUGUUUUGUUGCGUUCCUAUUUUCAGGUUUAACCCUUCUCUGUUUUACUCAUUUUAUAUUGUUUCAUCACUGCCAGGCUUCACCAUGUCAUUCACAAUCUAAAUAAUCUCUACGUGUGUUAUAGUUGUUCGUUGUUUUUUUUUUCUUUGCUUUGCGAUGGAUCAGUCAAGAUUAUGAAAGUAAAGGGACAGAAGGAGAUGAAUUAAGACCAUAAAAAUAUGUUUUGGAACGUACGAAAUCUCAUCAUAAGGUCUUUCAGAUAAAUACACGAUUAUUAAUUAGCCGUCAGGUUGCCUUAAAUAUCGUGCUUGAUGCUGAGGUGUUCGUCAAUUUAUAUGAACUCAUUACUUGGAUGUAAGUUGGUUUAAACUUUAAACACUGCCAGGACAUCACUAGCUUUAACGCCGCUUCAUCUUCCUACAGCCAAUAAAUUCAAUAUCCGCCAUGACCGAGAACAGCUCACCACACUACCGCUGACCUACUCCGCCAUCUGCAGUCAGAUGGUUCCAGGCAGCGACGUUGUUUGUUUUUUUUCCCUCCUGUUAUUAAUUUCUCGUCUGUGGACAUUUUGACCUCAGACUUGAUAUGAAAUUGACGUCUCGCCCAUGACCUUGAGCUUGCGUGACUGACCGUACCGCACGUGAGUAAGAAGACUGUAAGAGCGCCGCGUCCGUGAGUGUCUGCGGCUUUCAUCGACUCCCUUUGGUGGGCUUCCACUACUGAAAUGAGGGGGUGGUGGUCGUGGUGGUGUGCGGGAUUGGGGGGGGGGGUUUGGGUGUGUGAAGUGGUAGAUAAUUGUCAGGAUUAUUUUGAGAGCGCGGUUCAGGUCUAAGUCAAAAUGAUACGUUUCAAUUUUUUUUUUACCUCUCAAGAGAUUUUGUUUCAUGACGUGUUUUGUUUAGUGUAGAGCAUUCGCCCUUGUUCUAUGUAUUUAUUUAGUGCAGAGCCUUCGCCCUUGUGCUAUGUAUUUAUUUAGUGCAGAUCAUUCGCCCUUGUGAUAUGUAUUUAUUUAGUGCAAAGCCUUCACCCUUGUGCUAUGUAUUUAUUUAGUGCAGACCAUUCGCCAUUGUUCUAUGUAUUUGUUUAGUGCAGAGACGUCGCCAUUGUUCUAUGUAUUUAUUUAGUGCAGAUAAUUCACCCUUGUUCUAUGUAUUUAUUUAGUGCAAAGCCUUCGCCCUUGUGCUAUGUAUUUAUUUAGUGCAGAGACUUCGCAAUUGUUCUAUGUAUUUGUUUAGUGCAGAGCAUUCGCCCUUGUUCUAUGUAUUUGUUUAGUGCAGAGCAGAGAAAAUAACAACAAGAUACUUAGAUUUGGAGAAGGUUAACGUAGACAGAAUCGCAACUGUAACGAAAGGUAUUAUGAGCUGCGUGUCAUGACACAACAUAACUAGUAUUUUAACACGUGAACAGAUCAGUUAGAGUCCAGAGGUUCCCAAACUUUUUUGUCUCGUAUACCACUUAACCAUGUUUUUCGGUUUUGGGUAGACCCCCUGCCUACCUGUCAUUGAUUAAAAAAAAAAAUCAUUUACUUCAAAUGUAUUUUUGACAGCCGGUAUACUCACUAUGAAAAAUACAAAUUUAAUUUUAUUAAUAUGUAGAGGGAAUAAUAGAGCACAUUAUAAAAUCCCUCCUUCGUUACCAAUAUUAUAAUUGCGAAAAUAAGUUUGUAUACAAAACCGUCGUAGUGUAUCGUCGGUCUGUUUGUUACGUCUUCACGUAAAACCCAAGCAACAAAUCUCCGUGAUCUUGUCAGCAGAUAAAGUUGGAGGUCUAGCUAACUAAGGAGCUGACACAGUUGGAGGUCUAGCUAACUAAGGAGCUGACACAGUUGGAGGUCUAGCUAAUUAAGGAGCUGACGCAGUUGGAGGUCUAGCUAACUAAGGAGCUGACACAGUUGGAGGUCUAGCUAACUAAGGAGCUGACGCAGUUGGAGGUCUAGCUGGCUAAGGAGCUGACACAGUUGGAGGUCUAGCUAACUAAGGAGCUGACACAGUUGGAGGUCUAGCUAACUAAGGAGCUGACACAGUUGGAGGUCUAGCUAACUAAGGAGCUGACGCAGUUGGAGGUCUAGCUGGCUAAGGAGCUGACACAGUUGGAGGUCUAGCUAACUAAGGAGCUGACACAGUUGGAGGUCUAGCUAACUAAGGAGCUGACACAUUUGGAGGCCUAGCUGGCUAAGGAGCUGACACAGGCUACAAUUUACUGCGGAAAGAUACUUUGUUUUUUUCUACAAAAUAAAACCUUGCACGCAAAGAAAAUAAAAACGUACGCGGGUGGAGCCGCGGGAAACUGCUCGUUUAGAAUAAUUCUUUGACAGUUUCACAUAUCAGAAAAUAUACCUAAUAAAUUAAAUUGUAAUAUCAUUCUUCAUCACGUUUCAUGAACACUUAUGUUUUUAAAAUGUUGACUUCAUACGAACUUUUAUAAUUUAUUCAGGAAGUUAUGUCUUUAUAUUAUAAGGUAAUCUUAUUUAAGUAAAUAGGGACUAUAUGUGUAUGUGGAUUAUUCCUUUCAUGGAAUGCCAAAAUAGAAGUCACGACCUGCUUACAUGAGAUCCUCAUUUUCAUUUCAUGCAUCCCCAAUUUUUUUCCCUGACAUGGACCCCUUGCAAGUUGUUGUCGACCACUGGGGGCCAAUAUAGACCACUUUGAGAAUAACUGAGUAGGACUGACAGAAACGGACUGUUCCACAUAAGACAGAGAUGGACUCCUCCAUAAAAGACAGAUACAUGCGCAUCCACAUUAGAAAAAAACGGCCUCCUCCACAUAAGACAGUGACAGACCUCCACAUAAGCCAGAAAAGGCCUGCUACCCAUUAAGAAAGAGACGGCCUGCUCUACACAAGACAGAGAAGGCCUCCUCCACUUAAGACAGAGAAGGCACCCUCCACGUAAGACAGAGAAGACCUCCUCCACAUAAGACAGAGACAAUCUGCUCCACAGAAGACGGAGACGGCCUGCUCCUUACAAGACAGAGACGGACUCUGCAUAUCUAGAAAAUCAGUCGUUAUUUUAUUACUUGUGUUAUGUAACGGUUUACACGUAUCUUAUAAGAAGUUAGCCGUAAACGUGUGCAGCGAAUCCAAAAAAGUUAAAGGUAUAAGUUAUUUAAAAUCAGGAAAUUGCCAGCGAUUGUCACGGUAAUUUGUGUAGAAAAGAUAUGAAAAAUGCCUUAUCAGAUAACAGAAAACAAUGAAUUGUUUAUUAAUAUUCAAUUGUGUGGUCGGUAGGGGGGGGGGGGGCGAAAAAAAAAGUGGGCUGGAGAAUCGUGUAUUUACAUAACAUAAUAGAAUUUAGAUUCAGCUAUUUCAAUUAAAUUAUUAUAUUUUAAAACAUCAUUUAUCCCCCCCCCCACACACACACUUUCCCCCUCCUUUUAUACCAAUGAUCAUCCUUAAAUGUGUGUAUCUCCCGGUAUUUGCUACUGUCCAGUGCCAAGAAAAAGCACACAGAAAGGUACAUAUUUGAUAAUAUUUUUUUUUAAACAUAUCCUUCUGGAUUCUAAACAUUCAAAUAUAUAGUUCAUAAAUGAGGCAUUGGAAUUAAAUAGUUUUACAAACUGAUGUCUUAUUAAUUUUAAGUAUUUUUCAAAAUUCGUUUCGGCUUACGAAUGCAAUACUUCAUGAGUACCAGAGUUGUUGAUAUCAAGGAGGCGCAACGACGUCGAGUAGAGGUGUCUAUUUUAGCGUUAUAGGAGUUAUGCCUUUAAGCUUAUCGAGCAUGAAUGCUGCAGGUUACAAGAACAAAACAAACAAAAAAGUUGUGACGUCAUCAUACACCCUAUUUGUUAUCGGACGAGAAUAUAAAAAAAAAAAUAUAAAAAAAAAAACCUUCGCAUGACGUCACUUGACAAAUUAAGACCGGAGAGAAUUGUUUUCACCCCACCCCUGAGCCGUUAUUUUUUAAAAAUGUUUUUGGUAGCGUGGUUAACAUGCUAAUGCACGCAGGCGAUCAUGCGCGCUCGUGCCACAUAAUCUAUUGUGGUGCCAACAGACAUUAUGUGAGUGGAGUCUUGACAGGGGGCUAAAUUCUCAACUUGUGAGUAGUGGGGUGGGAAAAAAUGGGGGGGGGGGAGAAGGGUGUCAGUUUUCCCAUUAUAAAACUCCAAAAUGUACUUGUGCGCAAUGAAUAUAAAGUUAAUUGGUCGUUACUUCAUAGUGAUUAAAUGCAUCUUAAAAUUUCAUGUCAUAUUUUAUUUGGGGGGGGGGGGGGGGGAAAAAAAAAAACACCCUAUUUUAAAGAAAAAAUGGGGGGGGCGGGGGGGGGGGCAGAAAAAAAUGACCCAUUGUAAUGUAGCAAACAUUUUCCGUGCGUGAACUUUACUUAACCUAAAUUAGAAUCCUAGCAGACAGUAACGUCUGUUGUGGGCCUGGCCUAUUCGUUUGAUGGAUCUUGUUUACAACCGUGGUUACCAAUUAAAUAUGUUAGACUGUCUUUCUGGUGUUUUCUCUAAUGUGCUCGAUAACCCGAGAAAUGUAAACAACACGUCGUAAGUCUUUUCUGGAAGGCAGAGCUUACGCGACCUAUAUAAGGGAUUGACAGGCAGGGACGUAGAGACGGAGAUUCAGAUAAGUUUUAUUAACUUCACGAGACGUGUAUUAUUCUUUGUGUUCUUAUGUAUGUGUUUAUUUCGCAUUUAAUAAUUAUUCUUUGGCACAUUGUAUGAACUGUGUUCACUGUGUACCGGUACAAGAUCUACCAUAGUGUAAUUUGAAGAUUGUCAUUAUAUUUUCUUUUCUUUUGUAAUUAUAUUAAGACUUAAUAAAUCUUAUUAAUUGUAACUAGAAACUGUUUUGGGUGUCGUAUCUUUAAUAUUGUUGACUCUAUGGUAUCGUCCUUUAUUAGGCACUGUUUACAGCGAGCCAAUAAAAGUAAAAUAGGAGAUUAAUUUCUCAUAUUAGAAGCCAGUGCGUAACACCCGUCUCGUCUGACUUAACGUCGUGUUAGUAAGGAAAUAAAAUGGUCCGACGACAAGUAUAUCACAGUCUUAGAAGGUAAUCUUGAUCUUGACAGGUCGGCGUCUUAUAACUCGACCAGACAACCGAUCAAACUCUAUAACUAUACCAGACAUCCGAUCAAGUUGAAGUAAGUCGGUGGUGGGUUCUUUGAAAAGCUCUCUCUAAUGGAAUGUACAUUUUUGUACACGGUUCAUAGUGUACAUUUAUUUACCUAAUAAUAAGCUCUUAGUGCGUGUUCCCCCCACCACCCUUAUUUUCCCUUCCUUAUUUUCUCUUCCUUAUUUUCUCUUCCUUAUUUUCCAUUCCUUCUUCUGAAUACCUUAUAACUGUUUACGGGGAGUCUGGCUUUGAAUAUUUACUUUUCUCACUGCGUUCACAGCUUCCAACCCGUGAGAUACGUUCUUUUUAAAUCCGUUUUUAUUAACUUCCAUUUUGUGUGUUUAGGACAACAUCUUCGGACGGCUAAUUGACCCACUUCCUACCAAAUUAUCCAGCUGCAACUUUGAACAUAAUAAUAAUAAUAAUAAUAAAGUUUAUUUCAAAAUCACGCUUCAUCCCCAGAGCUCGAAGCUCGGUACAAAGUUAAAAAAACAACAACUAUAAUUUACAUCAUUUUAAACAAACGCAACACUACAAAACUAAUUACAGACAUACCAAUUCAAAGUCAUUCUACCCAUUUCAACCCUAAGCAACACAGCUAAUAUGCAUUAACUGGAAAAUAGUGUAGACAAUCAUCCCAGAAUGUGUUUGCCAAGUAGAUGUGUCUUUAAAUCGGUUUUAAAGGACUCCAGUGUAUGGUUGUUUCUGAGAGCCACAGGAAGGGCGUUCCAAAUUGUUAGACCAGCAAAGGCGAAAGUGCGCUUUCCGUAAGUCUCAAGGCGAACACGUGGUGUCAAGAGUUCACCACUAUCGGAUGAGCGGAGUGGUCUAGUGGGUACAUAAGGCGUCAGCAGCUCUUUCAGAUAGGACGGUGCCAGGUCAUGUAAGCAGCGGUAGCACAAAGUUGCAAUUUUGUACUCUAUGCGAGCAUGGAGCGCAGCCAGUGCAGCUCUCUCAGAAGUGUUUUAGCAUGAUCGAACUUGCGUUUGCAAAGAACAAUGCGAGCCGCAUUAUUCUGUGCUAUUUGAAUUUUAUCCAGGAGUGUAGCUGGAAGACCCAUCAUGAGAGCAUUGCAAUAGUCCAUGCGUGAUAGCACAAAUGCAGGCAUCAGCCUCUUUGUUGCAUCAAUUGUUAAGAAGGGCCUGAUGUGACUAAUCCUGCGCAGCUCUGGAAAAAUCGCCUUGCAUAGCAUGUUAAUGGCUAUUUCCAAAGUUAGUCUUCUAUCUAGGUAGACACCCAGGUACCUCACUGUUUGAGCUAACUCAAUACGCACACCUGAGAGAGUAAUGGAUGUCGUGUUAUUUGCAGAUUUUUGCUUCUGAGCGGUCGCGAUGGGGAUCAGCUCAGUCUUAUCAUCAUUCAAUUUGAGCUUGUUUAUGGUCGCCCAGUGCUUAACUGACUCCACUGUCUUCUGUUGCCAAUGGCAACACAUUCUAUCAAACGAUCAGCCCCUAACCCCCAACCCACAAAAAAUAAGUUUAUCCUGGUGUUACACAAUACAAUUUCCGAUAACAACGCUAAAUGAUAUUCUUUUUUUUUUUUUUUUUAAUUUAAAUCGCAAGUGUGCUUUAAGCGUAAGAUUUUAUUUUUCUGAAAUAGUUGCCGAAAUAAAUCUGUAUUGUAAAAACGAGUGGGUCAUUUGAAUAUUAAUAUAAUGUAUACUAAAAUGCAUCAACAGAUCGAUACGAAAAACUUUUUUUUAAAGGUUGUUCAAUUUAGUAUACGUUUUUUUAUUUAGCUUGCUUCUGUGUCUGUGUGUUUGUGUGUUUGGUCAAUCUUGUAAUUCAAUUUUCUAACUGUUUCCUUCUCCCGAUGGACAUGACCUGUUGCACGGUUUCUUAAUCCCGGCGACAACGCAGCCCUUGGUGAUCAGUAGGUCAACCGUGACCACCGUCGGCCUCAACUGGCCCCUUUAAAACUUGCACUUUAAUUUUCCACCUGUUCGCUUUAUUUGAUGGACUUAAAAUGGCGAUGGUUCAAUCCCGGUGACAGCUUAAACCUACACGAUCAGUUGGUGAGCAGCGACCUUUAGCGACUCAUGUCUGACCUCUACGGGUAAAAUCUUGCAUUUCAAUGGUGUCCCACUUCCUGAUCGCUAACUGAGCUGACACUUUGUACAACUGCCCACCUCCAAUCAAAAUACAAUCUUUCAUGAUCGGCAGAUCAGCGGUGACCUCCUCUGACCCUUGAGUGACCUCCGUGGGUCGGAUCUUGCUUCUCAAUUUUGAUCAACCUCCCCAAGUCGAAACUUUUUUACAAAUACACAGGAUACAUGAUUUUUUUAAAGUUUUUGCAAUAUUUUUUACAAAAUUAAUACUUCAAUUUCUUUUUAAACCUACAUUAUUGCACCCUGAAAAACAGAAUGCCUUCAAGUUCUUUGUUUUGACUUUGUCUUCUUUCAGAUCUUCUUUUAGCUUUUCUUAUUCACUGUCCACUAACUCUGCGUUGACCUGUUAGUAGUUCUCUCACAAACUCCUUCACCCAUUUCUUGUCAUUAUUUUUUGCCCCUCGGGCGUCUCUUGUUGUUUUUUUUUCUUUUGUUUUUAUCAUCAUCGGGGGGGGGCGUGCAGAGGCCAACCGAUUAAAUCAUUCGGCGCCAAGCCCGCUUGGGAGACCUAACGGGUGGAUAUUGAUACGUUUGUUAAAACUGUUAUGAAAUGUGUCGGGCCCCAAAAUUUGGAUUUCCCCGGGACUCAAAAAUCCUCUGCAAGGCCCAAGGUCCCUGUUCAUCGUUAUCCUGUUCAUCGUUAUCCUGUUCAUCGUUAUCCUGUUCAUCGUUAUCCUGUUCAUCGUUAUCCUGUUCAUCGUUAUCCUGUUCAUCGUUAUCUUGUUCAUCGUUAUCCUGUUCAUCGUUAUCCUGUUCAUCGUUAUCCUGUUCAUCGUUAUCCUGUUCAUCGUUAUCCUGUUCAUCGUUAUCCUGUUCAUCGUUAUCCUGUUCAUCGUUAUCCUGUUUACUGAAUCUUCGGGAUGCCUACUAUUCUGUGAUUGAGCUUUUCACUGGUAUCACCUUUCAACCCACCACCUACCCUACAACCUGGCAUUUUAACCCCUCCGCCCACAUUACAACCUGGUAUUUCAAUCCACCACCCACAUUACAACCUGGUAUUUCAACACACCACCCACAUUACAACCUGGCAUUUCAACCCUCCACCCACACUACAACCUGGUAUUUCAACACACCACCCACAUUACAACCUGAAAUUUUAAUCCACCAACUACUGUAAAAACCGGCUUUUUAAUCCAUCACAUACUCUACAACCCACCUUUAAACCCAUCAUCUACCCUACAAUCCUACUUUUAAACCCACCAUCUACCCUAUAACUCCUCCUUUUAACCAACGAUCUACCCCACAACCCCAGCGUUCAACCCACCAUCUACCCUACAACCCUACCUUUAAAACCAUAAUCUACCCUACAAUCCUUCCUUUAAACCCACCAUCUACCCUACUACCCCACCUUUUAACCCACCAUCUACCCACAACCCCACCUUUCAACCCACCAUCUACCCAACAACCCCAGCUUUCCACCCAAAACCUACCUUACAACCUGGCCACGCGACGGAGUGUUAUGUAAAACCAGGGCUAAGCUUUCAAAGUGGCAGGAGAAGAUAUUAUUAACGACCUUUAUUUCGCCCUCCUCAAUCCUGGUUUGGGGGGGGGGAGGGGGCGUUCGUUGCCCUGUUCUAAGUAUUUAACGGGUUAUUGAAGGGGGCACUUCAUCCAUGCUCCAUUAGUUGUAAUCAUGUCUCCUGCCCUAGCUCCUGACACUAUACUUGUGCCUCAGGUAUGGAUUCCGUUUGACCUAAGUUCGCUUGUGUACCUUAGAGAAUGGGAAAAAAAAAUGUUGCCUAUGUGGCGUCAACUGCCUAUCAACGUACACUAACAAAAAAAUCCCGAUAUCACGAAUUCUCGGAAGCCAUCGUUAAAAGAAAAAAAAAAACACCCAAAACUAACCAUGAGCUUAAUAGACCGAAUGAUGGUUAUAUGUGCGGCCUUAUUAGCCGAAACACAUCCGUCUCACGGGCCGGAGUAAGGGGGCAAUCUUUUUUUGUAGCGCUGGCAAGAAGACAAUUUAAUGAGCAGCCGAAACGUUGAGGCGGGUCUCAAGUUACCCUCAGCUCGUGCAGCGUGUGCACCACCCGCCAGGACCCAAACUUUCAUUCCGAAUGGUGAAACCUUUGCAUGUUGUUAGAUAAGUGAGUCUGUCAACGGAGACAAUGAACGGCCGGCGUGCGUCGGGACGUGCCGAGAUGGGCGGGUGGUUAUCUGGAAGAUUGCUUUUAAUGACUGGAUUAGAGAGAUGGAUGUCUAGGGCAGGUUUAGAGAAGUCUUGGGGGGGGGUUUCGGCUCACAAAGGAGAAUAUAGUUCCGUAGCUAGGGGGGGGAAUGUUUGAUAGAAGGAUGAAUUUAAUGAAGUCAAAAUAGAAGCCAGGAAAAUAGUCACAUUUUAUAGAUGCAUGAUUCUAACAUAAAACAACCAUUAGAAAUUUUUUUUUUAAAUUUGAUUGAAAGUUUUUUGUUUUUUUAAUUUUUAAAAAAUAAAAAUUUAAUUGUCCUUGUAUUUUUAUUUUACGGAAAUAUCUCAAGUUUCACCACAUUUGUUUUUUCCUUGCCUUUAUCAUUGGUCUCCAAUUUAAAUUCUAAUUUAUGUUAUCAGAGCCAUCUUACAUACAGCACUAUAAGAUUUAGGGGAAAAAAAAAGAAUGUUUGGGACGUCCGUGUCACGUGGUACUGAAAUUAAAUGGUGACUUUCAAGUAUUUAUAAUUUAAAUUUCACGAUAUCAUUAUGAGAGGUAUUGCCACUAAACGUUUUUAUUAACGUAUAAAUGUAUAUAUUUUUUUUUUUGUUAAAGCUUAAAUCAUGCUAAUGAUAGGCAGGUUGUUAGUAAAACAAAGUUAGGUUAAACCUGGAAAAAGGAAUGCAACAAAACAACGAACGUGUCGGCAGGAAGCCUUCGUCAGCGAACAAGGAGAAUACAAUUUUAAAACUAUAGCACUUGGCUGAGAAGUAGUCUCCGAGAGGACAACAAAUGAAACGGUGGGCACUUCCUUACUGAUCUAUCGCAAUAUUAUUUUUAAACCGUCAUUAAUCGCUUGCUCAAUACUUGGACCCUAAUAAAAUGGACACUAAGAAAUUUUAAAAAAAGCAAACUGAUGAGUAUACAAAAAAUACCGUACCAUUUGGCAACAUUGCCGUAGAUCCUUUCAGGCCAAAAUAUCAAUGCAACGAUCGACGUAUGGACAAACUCGGUUUAAAAUAGUUGGCGCUGAAAAAAAAAAGAAUUCAACGAAGUUAACUUAAAGAACAGUAAAUCAAUAUGCAUGCCUCAUUUUACUGAAACAAAGGAAGUGUUAUGAAAAUAACUUUAAAAAAAAAAAAGUUAUCUCUUCCUGUUCCAUCCGUUAUGAAGGGCGCCUACACUAUUUCCGCUGGCGCCAUUACACUCGCACAGACCGCGCACCCGACGACCUCGCCGCAACGUGUGCAAUAAACAACUGUGUGCACACAAACCCUUGCGCCAUUCUUUAAUCGUCAAAACAACAGAAGCAAUCAGAACGAGCUCUGAACAUCGCAAACGACGACUUAACGGAAGGUUAACGCACGCGCGGCUAUCCUCGUUAAAACAGAUCGUAAACAAUGUUCGUUGCGGAGCUGGCACCAAUCCUUUCAUCCCUCCUGCGUCAUCUGUCCCUUGUUAAAAUAGCAUGUCCUUUUAAUUUACCAUUGGUUAUUUAUGGCCCAUAAUACAUAAAAAAAAAUAUAGAGACACCAAAACAUUCCUGUGCUUAAAUUGAUUGUUGGGAACCACUUGUGCACUCUCCGCGGCGUGUUGAAUGAAGGCAUGGCUCGCCAUAAAGAAAAGGGUUGUGGGGAGAGAGUGGGGUGGGGGGGGUGAAGGUCUUUCUUAUACACAGAAGCCAGCUAACAAUAUUGUGUUACUGCUUCACGCUCUGCUGGCUAAAUUAGAAAAGAAUGACUUCCAGGAGCAGACUGUUGCAGGCGGUAGAUAGAUGAUACUGUGUAGUUCAUGCAGGUGCAUCUGACGAGGGUUGGAACCAUGGUUCUCAAAUUAAUUGUCUUUUCGCAUGAAUUAUGUCGUGCUUGGUUCCCCCGCCUCUGACUGACAUAGUCAAAGAACUAUAUGUGUAUACCGGUGUAAAAAAAAUUACGUCACGAGGUGUUGUAAUAUAUUGAUUAAAAUAAACAUCCGGCUCUCCAGUCUUAAUAAAUAUCCGUGAAUAUCCUUCCAGAAAGACAACAUAAGACACAUAUCCCACAUUAAAUAAUAAUAAUCAUAAAGAUUAUUUGAAAAUCACGCUUCAUCCCCAAAGGCUCGAAGCGCGGUACAUACCACAUUGAAGUACAGAAUGCAACAUUACAAAAACUGCAUACGAGAAUACCCAUUCUAAGUCUUGCAACCAUAAACACCACUGGCCCAUAUGCAUCUUCAAGAUAAUAGCUAGAUAAACAACAUUACCCUUAAAGACCGAAAAAUUCCGCAUACCCCACAUUACUAUGAGAGACCAGAUUAUUACCUUCAAGCCACAUUACCACGAACGACCACAUCUCUGCAUAUGACAGCCUACGCCCUACAGCUCAGACGUCCACAUAAUCCACAUUGCCAUGAGAGACCACGUAGUUCCCCAUUGAUCACUUACUAGGUCUCUUGCCCGUUACAUUUAGCAAAAGGCUCAAAAGUUCGUGCCCGGGGUUGCUUAAACUACUUUCCAUUAGUGAUUGCCUUCAUGUAGUACUUCAGCACCCACCUAGGGUCUUUUAGGGUCAACAAAUCAUCCUUCCCGGUGCUCCGCCUUACCAUGCUGUUUGUUUGUUUGUUUUUGUUUUGUUUUUUGUUUGUUUUUUUUUUUAAACGGUGACCUUGGUUUCAUGAGUCUGUUUCGCCAUGCUGUGGUUUUCACCUUUUAGUUUAGCUUGACACUUUGGGACGGAUUCAAUUGUUUCGUUGCAGUUUGGUAAAAAAAAUGCUUCUUACAUUAUUUGAAUGGCUCCACUAUAGAAGGCAGGCCUACAGUUAAUAAUAGAACGGAUAACCUUUGACCCCUAAUGAACUGCGUUAGGUGUUUGUGCACGUCCAUGCAUUUUAAUUUUCCACAAGCAUUUGUUCCCUGGGAUUUUCUGUGGUUAAAAUGACCAAUGAAAGCACGCAAAAUUUUUACAUUUCAGGAUAGUCAAAGCAUUUGAGAACCACUGUUCUGGCCUCACCCGAAGGAAUCUCUUUAGUUUCGACACUCUGUGUAUCCUCGUCUUAUCAAUGACUCCGGUGUUAUUCGUGAUGACAUACGGUCGACAACCCGUGCUAAAUUAUCGUGCCUGUAUCGCGUAAUUACACAGAACGUGGAACUCCACGAAACUGCUAACAACGACAUUCACGCACGUCUUUGCGAUUUUUUUUUUGGUCGCUUAACGAAAAUCAUCACUAACUUGGUUGUUGAAUGAUAACAAAGCCCAUCCAUCAAAUAGUGCUUUAGUGUAUUUACUUUCUUGAACGCCUGAUGCUCUGUCUUUUCGAUGAACACUCAUAAACUAGACAAUGUCACUGGUAUUUGAAGCUAUUUUUUAAAUCAGUAUAUUAAUUUACCUUUUGUUCCUGGCUUGCUGGCGACCAUUGAUUCACUUCCCGUCAACCUAUCGAGCUGAAACUUGGCAAACAGACGUGUUGCCAAAAAAUUUUUGUUGCUUAACAUUUUCUUUUGUUUUUCACCAAUAGUUGAUGCAAUAAAUCUGCGGUGUAAAAGCGGGUAGGGCAUUAGGUGGGGAAAAAAAAAGUGGAAUGGGAAGCACUAUAGAGUGCGUUACUUGUAUGUAUGUUUUGUAACAUUUUCAGCCCCCACCUCCCGUUGCUCGAUGUUGCAUUUUAUAAAGGAUUUAUAAAGCGUACAAAAUAUUAUUUUUUUGAUGCUGAAUAAACAAAAGUUUACCGAACAUUCCAUUAAUAGCUAUUUGAAAGCGCACCGUUAUGAAUGUGAUCUUAUUAAAAAUGCAUACACCAAAACUAACUAAUCUUGAACGUCCCUCGAAGUCAUUGGAAAUAAAAAUAUUUUACUCUUUACCGUGUAAAUUUUACUCUUUACCGUGUAUAUUUUACUCUUUAUCGUGUAUAUUUUACUCUUUACCGUGUAUAUUUUACUCUUUGCCAUGUAUAUUUUACUCUUUACCGUGUAUAUUUUGGAUUUUUUUAAAAAAAUGACAGCUUUUGGAAUGUGGCGAUUAUGACCAAACUUUCAGGCACUAUCUGUAGCUCUGGCGGAACGAUGAUGUCAAAUUUGGUUACCAUCCAUUGUUUGGCUUUCUUGUGAUUAAUCGACCCAACUUUAAACACACAAACAGACAGACAGACAGGCCUAGUCAAACCGAGCCUUAUAUAUUAGAUAAUAUCGUGAGCAUUAUUGUUUCGUAAGAUAAACAUUUAAGAAAAGUUUUUUUUUUUUUUUUUUUAAAGUAUAAACCUCUGCAGUUUAUUAAGAAUUAGCGUAAUAUAUUCAUUCAAAUAGACCAAGAGUGUUCACAAUUUUUUUUUUUUGUAAGAUAAACUUUUAAGAAAAUUUUUUUUUUUUUUUUUUUUAAAGUAUAAACCUCUGCAGUUUAUUAAGAAUUAGCGUAAUAUAUUCAUUCAAAUAGACCAAGAGUGUUCACAAUGUAAUUAUUUUUUCUUUCUUUUCUAUGUGAUCUAUUCAAAUGAAACACAUUUGUUUUUUAACAAAAUAUUUAUAAAUAUUCUGAUGUUUCCCUUAAGUAAUGUCCUGGAUAGCAAGUGCGGUAAAGGAAUAUUUUAAGUUCGUAAAUCAGACAAAAAAAGUCCUCGAGGCCAGAAUUCCUUAGUCUAAAAAUAGCCCGAUACUACUUCUUCUAAAUGGACGCGAUAAGACAUGAACACAAUAAUCUUGUUCCGAAUCUAACAGCCCAUGAGUUUAUCGCGUCAAGUGAAUUGAAGAUUUCCUCCGGUGGACAUCUGUCUAAUUUAAAACAUUAUCACCCACAGCGUUAAUGCACAUUGGAAGAUUAUCAUUCACAGCGUUAAUGCACAUUGGAAGAUUAUCAUUCACAGCGUUAAUGCACAUUGGAAGAUUAUCAUUCACAGCGUUAAUGCACAUUGGAAGAUUAUCAUUCACAGCGUUAAUGCACAUUUGAAGAUUAUCAUUCACAGCGUUAAUGCACAUUGGAAUAUUGUCAUCCACAUCGUUAAUGCACAUUGGAACAUUAUCAUCCACAUCGUUAACGCACAUUGGAACAUUAUCAUCCACAGCGUUAAUGCACAUUGGAACAUUAUCAUCCACAGCGUUAAUGUACAUUGGAACAUUAUCAUCCACAGAAUUAAUGCUUAUUGGAACAUUAUCACCCACAGCAUUAAUGCACAUUGGAACAUUAUCAUCCACAGCGUUAAUGCAUAUUGGAACAUUAUCAUCCACAGCGUUAAUGCACAUUGGAACAUUAUCAUCCACAGCGUUAAUGCACAUUGGAAUAUUAUCAUCCACAGCGUUAAUGCACAUUGGAACAUUAUCAUCCACAGCGUUAACGCACAUGGGAACACUAUCACCCACAGCGUUAACGCACAUUGGAACACUAUCACCCACAGCGUUAACGCACAUUGGAACACUAUCACCCACAGCGUUAACGCACAAUGGAACACUAUCACCCACAGCGUUAACGCACAUUGGAACACUAUCACCCACAGCGUUAACGCACAUUGGAACAUUAUCACCCACAGCGUUAACGCACAUUGGAACACUAUCACCCACAGCGUUAAUGCACAUUGGAACAUUAUCACCCACAGCGUUAAUGUACAUUGGUUUACCAAUUUUUUAAAUCUUUUUUUUUUAAAAACAUUAAAAUAAAACUCAUAUUCGUUAAAGGAAAUUGAGAUAAGAAAAGUCAGAAACGAUGCAGGAGACAUUUUAUCUGAUAGAGAACGAAAUUGGCGCGUUUUGUUGUAGGGCAAGAUAGACAGAGACCUCCGCAAAACAACUAAACAAAACAAAUAAUAAUGAUAAUAGAAAAUCUGAGUUGUACUCGCCGAGUCGCUACAUUUUAAGAUGCUACAGCAUUCUGAUUUCCAGUGAAGUCAAAUACAAUUUAACUGUUAUUUAGAAUUAAAAGAUUGAUAAUGUAUAAACUAGGUUUAAAUGCUGCUUAAAAUCAAAAUGCUGGAGACGUAAAAAAAAAAUAUAUUCUAAAUGAUACGAAGCUAGUUUCUAUCUUUGGAAUGCGAGGCAAGCUUUCAAUUUCAGAUGAUGCAUUCAUAGCACUUAACAAUAUCUUACGGUUUGUUAAAAUGUAUUUAUUGAAUUAUUUGUCGUCCUCUUUUAUUUGUGCUCUUCCUUGCGGUUAGACAUCCAACAUAUGUCACACAGCUGUCCCAGUUGAUGCACUGAUGUAACAGGUACGGAGAUAAAGGUGUCGCAGAUAAGAGUGAAAAGGGGGGGGUACAUUACCCAAACCCCAGAGGAAAACGGCUUAAGGGCAGACGUAGGCUUAGAUGGAAAGACGAUGUGGAAAAAGAUCUGCAGCAGCUGAGAAUCCAAGCAUGGAAAAGAAAAGCAUCAGUUAGGUCUGAGUGGAAGGAAGUAGUGAGGCAUGCUAAAGCCCUACAUGGGUUGUAGCGCCAUAGGGAUGGGAUGAAUGGAAGUCCAAGGGAAAUUUUAAAGAGCCAGGCCGACAAAAUCUUUAAUUAAAUCUUAGCUGCUGCUCGAUUUUUUUUGGAUGAUUUCUCUAUGGCGCUUAGAAUAUCUUUAAUAUUUUAAAAGAUGUCUUUUCCCCUUUCCGAGGAACAAUUAGAAAUAAAAAAAAUAAAACCAUAAUUAAAUAAUAACGUUGUGGAGAUUUUGACACGGGACGAUAAAAGUCGAACAUUUCAAUUCCGGCUCGUUUCUUUUUAACAAACUCGAUUUUCUAUAUUAAUAAAAGGAAGUUUUAAUAUUAAUUAUUACCAUUAAAUUUUUGUUGUUGUUUUUGUGCAGACUUUACAAAUUAACCAAGGGGCAUUGAUAAUUUAAGCCAAAGAAUACUAUAUCUCUAUGUUCUGGUUAACCCAAGGUUCUUUGCGAUCAUUUUGUCGUCAAUCCUAAGAUUCGUUGCAGGUUUCAGCUGUGCCUGGAGCAGGGCCUUUUUUUUCAUUGUUUAGCUUUUUUUUUUUGGCCGCCCUAGGCGAGAGCUCAAAAAUUCCCCCCCCUCUUUUUUUCUACCCCUGCCCCCCACCCCCCCCCCCCCCACACACACACUUUUCCGAGUCACCAAGGCUAGAAGAAAUAAUGCAUUCAAUAUUAAAGAACUUGCAUCAACAUUAAAUUAUAAUUUUAAUUUGUAAAAUGUUUCCACUAUUUCAAUUUAACUCCUAUUUUGCUCAAUUCUUUCGCUGUGUUAUUUCAAAAUACAAAUGUCGCCAUCUUAGGCUGCCGUCUAGUCUUGCCUAGUUGUAUAAACGGGCCUGGUCUGGAGUCAAGUGUUUCAAAUAUUCUAAUGCUUUCUUACCACUAGCCAGACAAAAAAAGAAAACAUAAACUGUGAUUUGAAGAAUCUAUUCAAAGGAAUCGAAAAAAAAAAAAGAGUUAAGAACAACCAAGGUCCAAAAUAAAUAUUAAGUAGAAUGGUGUUUGUGUACAAGAAGUCACACUAAGCACGGCGGUUUUAAUGCAGAAGGGCUUAAUCUUACACUAUCAGUGUUAUUUACAUUAGUAAGAUUAACACUACAAAAACCUAGUGAAAAAGAGAGAGAGAGAGAGACAGACAGAGAGAGAGAGAGAGAGAGAGAGACAGACAGAGAGAGAGAGAGAGAGAGAGACAGAUGUGUAAUGAAAAUACCUAUUUUGAAAAAAAUAAAUACAAAAAUAAUACACUUAUUAUGAAAUAUACAUUUAUGGGUGCUGUUGCAGCCCCCCUUCCCCAAUCCCGCCCAGAUUCUCUGACACUGCAACCUUUACCCAGGAUCUUGAUGACAUGAUAUUUCCACAAAUCAUUUUUCUCUGCUGAGCUCUAGAUCUAUAAAAGCUUUGCCUGAGGACCAUAAACUCAUCACAGUCAGCAGACGAACAGGGGCGUGAAAAUACCAGGGCGCACGUUGAACUUUUAGCUGAGCCGUAUUAGAUGCCAACGUUAUAUUCACGGGCGUCGCUGGGUGUAAAUCUAGUUAGGCGCUGUGGGGACUUGGCCCGCACCGUAUGGUAUCUUAAGCACCCGGUCUCACCGCGGGCCAAAGCCGGCAGACUAAAAGUCAUUACCCUGUGGCUAUCGUUCAGAUUGCAGACGAUCAGAUAGUUCGUGUGACCGAGAAAAGGGGGGGGGGGCAAAUGAGAUACGUUUGACUUAUUCUGUUAUCUGAUUGAGAGUAAAAGCUUGACGGUGUGUUCCUGAACAAUGUAAAUAUUCACACAUUGGUAACUUACGGUGUACAGCCUAAUGAUUUACAGCAUGCCAUGUAUUUAAACCAUGUAUUUUAUAUUAAAUAUACUUUUUUUGAUUGCCCAAACGUCUUCAUGUAAUCUUUCGGUUCUCUUGCAAUUGUCGAUAAAGUUCCAGAAAUUAUUCAAUAAUGAAAACGCCUCAAGUGAUGGAUUAAGUUGGGUUUGUAAUAAAGGAAGUUAGUGUGGACUGGAGAAGCCCUGUGGAGGAUUGGUGGAAGGGGAAAUAGUGAAAUUAAACAACCUUUAAAACCAAAGUUUUUUCUUAUAAACCCUUUAUAAAAUGUCAUAGCGAGCAACGGUGGGGCAUGGAGGAGGGGGUGGGCUAAAACAUGCAUUCAAUUAACGCACUUUAUAAGAACCCCCAUUAGUGCCCCCCCCCCCCCCCCCCCCCCCCCCNCCCCCCCCCGCGCUCUUCUGAGGCUCGCAAACGCACAAUUCUUUCACGCCACUGAGCUAUAGUAAAAUUCUAAUGACCCACCCGAUUUUACACAACAGAUUUUUUACACCGCAGACUUUUUACACCAACUAUUUGCGCAAAAUACAAGAAAAUAUUACGCACCAAACACACUUGCGAUAUUUUAUUUAAAAAGAAUCUCAUAUAGAGCAGUUAUCGUGAAAUUGUUUUUCCGUGUAAUCACCUGGCAUCUGGUUGUGGUAAAACUGAUUUUUUUAUUAUUUUUUUUUUUGGUGUUGGGAGUAAGGAGUGGGGCUGAAAAUUUGAAAUAAUGUGUUUUGAUCAGCAGUGAGUCGAUGUGCCAAUUUUCAGCUUGAUAAGUUGACGGGAAGUAGGUCAGUUAGCCUUCCGAAGGUUUUGUAACAAACCCAGAAUGAAAGAGACACACAUAAGUUAAUAUAAAAGUUUAAUCAUAAAGACAUGCCACAAACUUUUUUUAUUUUGAAUCAUGAUUUUAGGCAACUUUUAAAAAUUAGCAUUUGGUCAUCUUAAAAAGAAUAAUAACAUUAUUGGUAACAUUAUUUUUAACGCUAUUAAAGAUUUAAUGUUGACAUUUUUUUAUAUUCUAAUUAAGAUAAAGAUAAAUUAUUUUUUUUUUUUUUUUUAAAAACAAUUUCUCUUCUUUUGGCCUCGAAAACAGGAGUUAGACGAAAAUGAAGCACCGGAUUUAGCUAAUGUUCACUUGUCUAUAUUUAAACUUCUCAAGGCUAAUGACGUGAUUGUUUCAUUGCGUGCCGAACCGUGAUUUAAGCCGGUGCAAAUGUGUGAACGUCAUGUGUUGAGACAACCUCUUGGGGGUAGGAUCAUUGUUACCACUCAAAACAAAGCAAACAUUUACACAUGAAGCUACGCUACGAAAAUAAGACUUCAGGAAUCUUUUUUUAGCUAACAUUAUAAAUCAAACAGUGCAUUUUAUUAAUAGUUAAUAAAGUAAACUUUUUUUAAUUAUUAUUUUUUUUUUCAAAAUUAUUUUGAUAAAUAAUUAACAUAAUAUCCCCGUUUCAUAGAAAAAUAGAUUAUAUUAUUUAAAUAAUUUUUUUUAUAAUAUCAAAUUACCAAAGACCUUUGGAAGUCCUUGAACGGUCAAAGCCGUGAUGUUGAAAAAAAACAAAUAAAGUUUUCAAGUUUGAACGCAAGUGGGUGGAAGACAAAAACCGAAAAGUGGCCGGGGAGCUAAUAAAAAAUAUCACGAUGGCUCGUCUCGCAAAUAUCAUGCACACAUGACUAAAUGGUCAUUUGAAGGUUUGGUUUAAUGUUGAAGUGAUCCAAAACGUACAACUUAGAUGUGGUUAAGUUAAAGACUUUAAAGAUCGGGAAUACAUUUCCAGUAAGGUAAGCGAUCGGUUCUGAAUGUUGGCUUUCUGUGGCUGGUAACCUUGGACUUGCCACCACGUCAACAUAAUCCCAGUCAGUACAUACACUUUUAGAGGCUAUUUUAGAGGGAAUUCUCUCGGGGCUAUGUCCUAUGUGAAAAAGGGGAGGGGGGGGGCUGGUGUCACCAGAUUGAUUUUACCAUGAACCCCACCGUAAGCUUAAUUCUGUCUUUCUCAUUAUUUCAGAUGAGCAAAAUUCAUCUCCAAAAUGAUACAUCUCGUUUUUUCAGUGAACUAUGAGGACUCUCCAGUUUAUAUUUGUUUUGAAGGAGUCAAUGUUCUAAAUACCUUGAGUCACAAUGAGGGAACGCGUUGUGUGUUGCUCAGAUUUAAAAUAUUACUCGACACCUUUCUAAAUCUGUAAAGUCCCAACACAUGUUGCUUAUAUCGACAAUUCUGACAUUGUUGCCAACCAGGAUUAAGACCGCGUGGGCUGACGAUCUCAGUAUUGACGAGUGGUCCCAUUAUGUUUGAACAUAAGUCUCCCAUUUGCCGUAUGUUAAUGCCUUAAAAAAUCCGCCCUGUCUCAUUUACGAUUGGCUUAUUUAUUGAAGCGUAUGCAACGUCAUCAACGCAACAUAAGGUCUGCAAAAUUGGAGCACUCUUAAGGUGGGAAGAAAUACAUUUUGAAAAGCAAAAUUUCAUAAAGGUGAUUUUCUUUGUAAAUUUUUUGUUUUAUUUCCGUAAAAGAAAUAAUGCUGAACUUAUGUUUGUUUACAUGCGAGAGCCAUUAUUCGAUAUUUAUUAAAGUAAGUGCUAACUCACAAAUAUGAGGAAAAACUUAAAAUGUCAUGUUAUUUACUAGGCUGUCGACAUUUUGGGGGCUCCCCUGGAGAAUGUGUAUCAUUAUGUCACAUCAGCAGAGGCGUAGCUAGGGUCGAUAACGCCCUGUGUGGGUCAAUCUUUUUGCAGCCUCCCUUGAAUGAAAAAUAUCUCAGCAGUUGGUCGAAAAUGCUGUCCUUUAAUAUAAAGUAAAAAGUGACGCGCGGGGGAUUCCCCCGCCCCCCACCCCCACCCAAACUCCCUUCUUUACACCACUGCAUAUCAUUUAGCGUCGCUGUGAGUUUAAAUAAAAUGUUUGUUAAAUAUGAUGGCCAUGUCUAGAAAAAGCGGCGCCUAUGGGGGGAAGCCUGAAACUUGAGAGCAAAAGUGGGACCAGUUUUUACAAAAAAAUAAAUUCAAAAUUCUGGGAUGCGUUUUGGCUCCUACCUGCGUUUAGUUAUUCCUCCUAAUAAAUGCUUUGCUUCUUACUUGUUAAUUUCUGUUCAUGGCUUUUGACCUAAAAUGCCCACUCCAACAAAGUCAGACCUAAAAUGCCCACUCCAACAAAGUCAGACCUAAAAUGCCCACUCUAACAAAGUCACAUUUAUAAUUUUAAAAAAGUGGCUGGUCCACGGAGUGGACCACACCGUCCUAAUUAUUACGUUAAGGAUAAGGCCCUAUUUAUGAUUAAAUGGGAUAAGUUACCAUUUUGGCGCCCCCAUUCUCUUAAGGACUAUCACCUGUGGGGUGGCCACCAACUAGACCACACCUUCACCUGGGAGUGGGCCACUCUUUAGACCACCGCCUUUGCACUGCCCUUUCUAUGGCCCCCUAUUUGGGCUGCUCGGUCCUUUCCUUAAAAAACCGUGUCCUUCAGUAACCAAUGGAAAGAGCAAACAUAAAAAAAUAUUUGAAUAACUUUCUAAAAUCAUUAUAAUGACCUAGAAAUAUAUAAACUCUUUUUGUCUGAAAACUCUUUGGUCGCUUAGUCGCCGACCCAAUGAGUUGACAUUGCACCUUUUCUUCUAUUCAUCUCAGCUGUCAUCAAAAUGACAUUCUUAGUGGACGGCUUAGUGGACGGUUUAUUGGACGGCUCAGUGGACUGCUCAGUGGACGCCUCAGUGGACGGCUCAGUGGACGGCUUAGUGGACGGCUUAGUGGAAAGCUUAGUUCACGGCUCUGUGAACGGCUCAGUGGAUGGCUUAGUGGACGGCUCAGUGGACGGCUCAGUUGACGGCUCAGUGGACGGCUCAGUGGACGGCUCAGUGGACGGUUCAGUGGACGGCUCAGUGGAUGCCUUAGUGGACGGCUCUGUGGAAAGCUCAGUGGAUGGCUUUGUGGACGGCUUGGUGGAUGGUUUCGAUGUUGUCUUUUUUUCAAACUUCAGUCGUUUAACAUGAUUGUUUACUCUCUCAUCUUUCCUGACGACAGACGCUGAAAAGCCUUCUUUGUUAGUGACCAUCCCAAGAACAAUUUUUGGCGUGUGUUAUACCCCUUACUUCUUCCUCUAUUCCCCCUUCUAUUAUAUAUUUUCCCUUCUUUCAAGAACACACCAAUUAAAAAUAUAAAAAAAAAAAAAAUAACUCGUGGCUUUUUUCUCUAAUUUUUGGCGUGUGUUAUACCCCUUACUUCUUCCUCUAUUCCCCCUUCUAUUAUAUAUUUUCCCUUCUUUCAAGAACACACCAAUUAAAAAUAUAAAAAAAAAAAAAAAAUAACUCGUGGUUUUUUUCUCCACAGGUUUAUUGGAAUCGUCUUCCCUUUAAAAGUCCUUGAGCUGUGCAGCAGAAAGAAGGUGGUUGCAGUGAUCCUCCUCAUAUGGCCUCUCUCAAUAAUCUGUGGACUUCCGGUGAUUCUCUUCAACGCCCUCGUACCGAUCGUCCCGGGUGUCAACCACUGUCGCAUCAUCCUGCCGGGCGACGAACACGGUUUCAUGAUUUACAAGUACUGUGAGUCCGUCAUGUUUUACAUCGCGCCGCUGGUCAUCCAAGUCGUCUUGUACUCGAUGAUCUCCAAGCGUCUUUUUGCCAGCAAUGAGGAGCUCUGCACUCGAUUCCAGAUGCGCUCAACCACCAACCGCCGCAACGACACCACCAGCGACACGAUCAAAGCCCGCCGUGGCGUCGUGAAGAUGCUGAUCUCCAGCGUCAUCUUGUAUUUCAUCAGCUACUCGCCGACGCAGAUUCACCUGUACUACGGCACCUUCGCCAGGUCAUCGUUCCUGGACAGCUGGGAGUUCUUCGUUUUCGUCAUGGUCAUCACACACAUCAACUCGGCCGCCAACCCGGUGCUUUAUGGGAUCUUCAGCCAAAACUUCCGGCGGAACUUUAAGAGUUGCCUGUGCUCGUGGUGCUGCGCGUGCCGGAAAGCCAAGUACACCCGGUCACGGUAUGAUUCUCUCGAGUCCCGUCUCACCUCAAUGAAAUCUUCAAGCAGUGGGAAGACGUACGUGUCCAAAGUAUGACUAUGUCUUAUCAUAAGUGCACCAUGCUGCUCCUGUAAGGGUUGGCAUUGAUUGAUUGAUUGAUUACCAAUGUUCAGAAAUGUUUACUUUGGCAAGUUUCAGAUUCCAGAUUUUUUUAAAUGGAUAUGUUUCGUGUUAAAACAUCUUGGGUUACCGAGCUUUCAGGAAAUGCAAACGGCAAUAACAAGA
Lymnaea stagnalis (great pond snail) is the source of this 38409-nucleotide messenger RNA. The record is from the annotation of a GenBank genome assembly. Lineage: Eukaryota; Metazoa; Mollusca; Gastropoda; Lymnaeidae.